UCCAACCGUGCCCACCCGGUAUCAUCACCGGGCUGAUGGAGAGACGUAGAAGGGCACAUCACGCAGCCGACAAUAGGACUGACUGUACCAUGGAACUUAUCUACUGGUUGCACCCAGCAUGCAGGAAGUGUCACCUCAAUAGCAAAUGGCCGGCAUGGAGUUGAAAUAACCACUUCCUCUUUUCUUUACCAAUCACGGCUCUGGAUCGGACAUAACCAUGGGAAUAUGGCGUGGACUACGAGCAGCAUUCAUCCUGGGGUCUUUGUUUAUGAUCCUGCUAAUCAUCGUCUACUGGGACGACGUAGGGGGCUUCAACUUCUAUUCACUGCGAGAACCAAAACACGGGUCGCUUCACUCUGAUUCAUUUUCUGUGAUAACUACAGGCCCUUCGCUUUCUCCCUCCACCAGCACCACAGUCUCCAUCACCUCUGCCAGUAAAAAACUCAUCCCUGAGGAGUCAAGAGGGGCAGCUGGCGAAGAGGGGGGAGAGGAUGAACAUGAGCAGAGGAAGGAGGAAACCAGGGAGGAUGAGGCGAGGGAGAGAGAUCAUAUUUCUGCUGACUACAGAGAGCAGAAGGCGAGGAAGCAGAGAAUAAUGGAUGUGUGCUUAGGAAAGGAUGGUUUGGAGUUCCCUGGAAGGACUCGUGCAUUUGAACAAGUUCCAAACAGGGAACUGGAUCACCUGAUAGUGGAUGAUACACACCAGAUUAUCUACUGCUACGUUCCCAAGGUAGCGUGCACCAACUGGAAGAGAGUGAUGGUGGUUCUGUCUCAGUCUCUGAUCUCACCCUCCUCAGGACAACCUUACACUGACCCCGAGGCAGUACCUCCUGAUCUCGUGCACAACUCCUCUCUUCACCUCACCUUUGCCAAGUUUUGGCACCAUUAUGGUUCUCUGUCCCGCCACCUGAUGGCACUCAAGCUCCAACACUACACCAAGUUCUUGUUUGUACGUGACCCUUUUGUACGCCUCAUCUCUGCCUUCAGGAACAAGUUUGGAAGGCCCAAUGAGGACUUCUACAGACAGUUUGGUUCGGUCAUGCUCCGUCGUUAUGGUAAUGUGUCUGGGAGUUUGCCAGAGACAGCGGCUGAGGCAUUUGCAGCAGGAGUCACACCGACAUUUCAGCAGUUUAUCACAUACCUGCUGGAUCCAGAGACUGAGAGUGAGAAAAUGUUCAAUGAACACUGGCGACAGGUGUACCGCCUGUGCCAUCCGUGUCAGGUCAAGUAUGACUUCAUCGGACGACUAGAAAGCCUGGAAACUGACGCGGAGCAGCUGCUGAAACUUCUGAAGGUGGAUGAUAUGAUACACUUCCCUUCAGGGGCCCAAAACCGUACUGCAGCCAGCUGGGAAAGAGACUGGUUUGCACAGAUUCCCUUGACAAUGAGGAGAGAACUGUACAAGUUGUAUGAACCAGACUUUGAAAUGUUUGGUUAUCCCAAACCUGACAGUGUGCUCCAUUAGUAAUCCACACAGAACUGAAGACCUGGGUGCUGCAUUGUGUGUAGAGCCCACACAUCACCUACCCGCACACAGCCACAGUACGCCUUCAAAGACCAGUCGAUGAUGCUGUUUGUUUCCUUUGUUCUGCGCAUACCUCAAGUGACAGAAGUGCCUGCCAGUGUUAUUUAAUUUUUUGUCAUCAUUUCAUAUCAGAAGCACAUCCGCUUAGUCUGAUUUCCCAUGUAAUGGCACUUUACAUGAGAAUGUAAAUAGUAUUUUGGUAAGUAAUGAGGAAUAGAUUGGACUUAACUGUUAGGUGACAUUUCUGAAGAGAAAUAUGCUGCAGACAAAUAAAGCGUUUGACUUUCUUUUCUAAUUUUACUGUGUAUAUUAUGUACUGGUGGAAGAAGUAGCAAUACUAUGGAAUAAAAAGAGUUAAACCCCAUAGACUUGGAGAGACCUGAAGAUGGCAGUACAUAGAUGCUUACCAUUCAUUUUGAUGAAGGCUGAGAGGAUCUGUCAGAAAGAAUGGGAUAAACUGCACAAAGCCAGGACUGCAAAGCUGACCCACAAAAGGGGUUGUCAGCAAAAAAAAAGUUUGGGAACCACUGCAUUACUCUAUCUGUUUCUGAAC
Molecule: messenger RNA, 2078 nt
Organism: Monopterus albus (swamp eel)
Lineage: Eukaryota; Metazoa; Chordata; Actinopteri; Synbranchiformes; Synbranchidae
Product: carbohydrate sulfotransferase 12-like
Exons: 6
Coding region: 218-1465 (415 amino acids)
Biological process (GO): proteoglycan biosynthetic process; carbohydrate biosynthetic process
Cellular component (GO): membrane
Molecular function (GO): sulfotransferase activity
Source: RefSeq, a predicted model, not a curated record